AUGUCAAAACAUGCGCUGCUUAAGAAGAAAUAUUGUAAAGAUAAGCGGGGUCUUCGAAAGACUGCAAGAAAUCAUUUCGCUGGUGGAGAUACAGCGUGGGAGGAAAGGAAUUUGGGAAAAUAUGCGACAAGCGAAACACGGUUCAUUGAAACUAUGGAGGACAUUUGUAAGAAGGCUGCUGUGAAUGACCAGCACGUGUAUAGUGGGCUCGAGAACUUGGAGUCCAAGGAAUAUGAGGAAAUCCUUGAAGAAUAUUAUUAUAAGCAUCAAUCAAGCAAUAUGACUGCGUGGCUUUGCGAAUCACGAUUGGAGGUAUGUUGUCCGGAUGGUCAUUAUGGAAAAGACUGUACAAAGUGCCCAGGACUAGAACUUUCUGGAUCAGUAUGCUUCGCUCAUGGAUCAUGUCAUGGUGAUGGUAGUAGAUCAGGAACGGGAACAUGUAAAUGCGAUCAUGGUUAUUCUGGCAAUAUGUGCAGGAAAUGUGCGCCUGAUUUCUUUGAAAAAUCGAAGUCAGAAAAUUCUAUCGCAUGUGAAGGGUGCACAGGUGCUGGUCCAAAGGCUUGUGUACGGUGCCGAAGCGGUUGGACCAAAACAGAAGAGGGUUGUGUAGAUAUUGAUGAAUGUGAAAUCGAAAAAAGCUGUACGAGAGCAAAUGAGAAAUGCGUCAAUGAGGCUGGUUCAUUCAGAUGUGAAUGUGUCGAAGGUUAUAAAAGGGAAGGAGAUGAAUGCGUGCUGGAUGUAGAAGCAAAGCCGUAUCGGAUGCUGAUACCUCCAGACACGAUGCUGAAGACUAUUUCUAUGUUAAGUUUGGCAGCAAUCAUCGCUUUUGUGGUUUGGCGACGCUCGAUGCUCUUGCUCUUCUUAACAGCCAUAGCUGUGGUGCUGAUUAUCUUCAUAGAUAUGAACGUAAAUCCUGAAUCAGUGUCAGAUGAAGUCAAGCAGUAUUUGAGCCUGUGA
Molecule: messenger RNA, 957 nt
Organism: Angiostrongylus costaricensis
Lineage: Eukaryota; Metazoa; Nematoda; Chromadorea; Rhabditida; Metastrongylidae
Source: the annotation of a GenBank genome assembly